Prorocentrum cordatum is the source of this 342-nucleotide messenger RNA. Lineage: Eukaryota; Dinophyceae; Prorocentrales; Prorocentraceae. The record is from the annotation of a GenBank genome assembly.
CCCCUUUUUCAGCAGCCGCUCUUGAGCCUCGCGCUGGCGCGCCAGCGCGCCCGCCGGCGCCUUCCCCGGGCCGCGGCGCCGCGGCGCAUGAGCUUCUCCGCCAGGGACGAGCUCCUGCGGCGCGCCCUCCCCGGCCACGUUUACAGCGCGGGGGCGGAGAGCCCCACGGGGCCCGCCAGAUCUCCCGGGUCCCGAGGGGGCUCCCGAGGGGGAAACGGGUUCGUCCGCAGCGGCGCCGACUGGGUGCAGUCUGACAUACCGCUGCGCGUAGAGGUGCUGGAACACCUCUUCGAGGAGAGCAUCGUGCAGCAGCUGCAGCUGCAUCGCGCAGCAAGCAGCUGA